UUAACCAUUUAGCCCUGUUUGGGGGAAGGGAGUAGGAGAGCUGGCCCGGAACAGUCAGUCAUUGGUCCUGUGUACCCUCUCUUCUCCUGGAUCUUCACUCCCCACUGACAGCAGCCUCCACUGUGUCAUAAAGCUCUGGCUGGGAAAUGAAGGAAAUCCUGUGGUUCUGUCCGUUUGGGGCCCAGCCAGGAGAGUCAGGGGCAGCAGAGAGAAAAGGGCAGAGCCCAGGAGGUAGCAGUGAGAGAGUGGCAUCUCUUCUGCCCACCCUGUGCCUGCCUGGUGACUCAGGCCGGAUGUGAUGCCACUUUGCCUAGAGUUCAGCCUAUGGAGAAAACUGUAAUUUGAGCAGUCAGAUCAGUUCUCACCGAGAGUAGGCGUUGGACGCUCACAUCUGGAAGUGAUGAUGCCGACGGCUCACCCCAGCAGACAGACCAUCCUUUGGCCUGAGCUGACCUGCACAUGGGGACCGGUUGGGGAUCCCACCUCAGCUCCUUGCUACUUUAUGACCUUGGCCUGGGGAGGAAGCUCCACAAAGCAGCAGCAACCAUGGCAUCUGAGGAUAUCGCCAAGCUCGCCGAAAGCCUGGCCAGAACCCAAGUGGGCGGAGGACAGCUCAGCUUCAAAGGCAAAAGUCUCAAACUCAACACAGCAGAAGAUGGAGGUGAUAAAAGAGAUCGAGGCGUUCGAUGGCCUGGAGGCUCUGCGCUUUGAGGGCAACACAGUGGGCGUAGAGGCAGCCAAAGUCAUUGCCAAGGCCCUGGAGAAGAAAUCGGAGCUGAAGCGAUGCCACUGGAGCGACAUGUUCACUGGGAGGCUGAGGUCGGAGAUCCCUCCUGCCCUGAUCUCCCUGGGGGAGGGCCUCAUCACAGCCGGAGCCCAGUUGGUGGAGCUGGACCUGAGCGACAAUGCCUUUGGACCCGAUGGUGUGCGGGGCUUUGAGGCCCUACUGAAGAGCUCAGCUUGUUUCACCUUGCAAGAGCUCAAACUCAACAAUUGUGGCCUGGGUAUCGGUGGCGGCAAGAUCUUGGCAGCAGCUUUGAUGGAAUGCCACCGGAAAUCCAGUGCCACGGGUAAGCCACUGGCCCUAAAGGUAUUUGUGGCUGGCAGAAACCGUCUGGAGAAUGAUGGCGCCACUGCUUUGGCAGAAGCAUUUGGGACCAUUGGGACCCUGGAGGAAAUCCACAUGCCGCAGAACGGGAUCAACCACCCAGGAGUCACGGCACUUGCCCAGGCCUUUGCUGUCAACUCCCUGCUGAGAGUCAUCAACCUGAAUGACAACACUUUCACUGAGAAGGGGGCAGUAGCCAUGGCCAAGACCCUGAAGGCCCUGAGGCAGGUGGAGGUGAUCAACUUUGGGGACUGCCUGGUGCGUUCCCGAGGGGCGCUGGCCAUCGCUGAGGCAGUGAAGGAGGGGCUGCACAGACUGAAGGAGCUGAAUUUAUCCUUCUGCGAAAUCAAACGGGAUGCCGCGCUGGCGAUUGGGGAGGCCGUGGAGGACAAGUCGGACCUGGAGAAGUUGGAUCUCAAUGGAAAUGCCUUGGGAGAAGAGGGCUGCGAGCAGCUCCAGGAGAUCCUGGAAGGCUUCAACAUGGUCCACACACUGGUCUCGCUCAGUGAUGACGAAGGGGAUGAUGAGGAGGAGGAGGAGGAGGAAGAGGAGGAGGAGGAGGAGGAGGAGGAGGAAGAAGAGGAGGAACUUCAGAGAGGCCAAGGAGAAGAAGUAACCACGCCCUCCAAGAAGAUCCUGGAUACCCAUGUGGGGGAGCCUCCUUCUGUGCUGUGUUCUCCGUCUGACGUCUCCACAUUCCUUGCCUUCCCGUCUCCGGAAAAGCUGCUGCGUCUUGGACCCAAGAGUUCCUUGUUGAUAGCCCAGCAGACAGAUACUUCUGACCCUGAAAAGGUGGUUUCAGCUUUCCUGAAAGUCACCUCCGUGUUCAAGGAUGAUCUGGCGGUGAAAACGGCUGUUCAGGAUGCGGUGGAUGCCCUGAUGAAGAAAGCUUUUGCUUCAGCCACCUUCAACUCCAAUGCCUUCAUCACUAGGCUCUUAAUCCACAUGGGACUGCUGAAGAGUGAGGACAAGAUCAAGGCGGUCCCCAACCUCUACGGCCCCCUGAUGGCUCUCAAUCACAUGGCCCAGCAGGAGUACUUCCCGAAGAGCCUGACACCCGUGCUCCUGGCCUUCGUGACCAAGCCCAAUCGGGCCCUGGAGGCCUGCUCCUUUGCCCGCCACAACCUCCUGCAAACUCUCCACCACGUCUAGCCAACGCGAGGCCGGGCCUCUGCCGCCGUCCCCUCAUGAACUUGAUGAACCGAGAGCCCCUGCCCAGGCCCCAGAAGACGAGUGCGCGUGUCCGCCAUCACUUCCCUUGAAGACCUUCCCCUGCCUUCUGCCCUGGGGAGCCCGGGGAGGCUCGCUUGGCGCUUGUCCUCCUCUCCUGCCCGCUGGCCCUGGGCCCCGGGGUCGCCGGCCGGCCGGCCGCAGGGGAGCCAGCCUCAGACUCUUGCUUCCACCCCGCUGGCCUGCUCGCUCACGGAAUCGGACAGUGGCCCCUUCAUUAAACUCUGUUCCCGCCCUCACACUGGCCUGCCUGGAUCUCCCCUGGCCAGUGACGCCCCCUCGUGACUUGGCGGGGGUUGGGGCUCCCCGGCUUGCUAGGGGCCGACCUGGUGGGCGCGGGCCCCCCCAGGGCAGAAGCGCUAGGCAGCCCCCACGUGCCUAAUCUGCGGGGCAGCUUGGUGAGGGGGCUCUCGGCCGGACCCUGGCCGGGCCCGCGGGGCUUGGCAGGAUUCCUGACUGGUGCGCCGUCACUCCUGCACCCUACUUCAGGCCCGGGCCCAGCCCCCGUGGCCGGCCGGCCUGGCUCUCCCUGCUCUGGCCUCGGGCCCGGCCCGGGUCGCUGCUUCACCAACAGAAGAGGUGUUUGAGGAGAAGCGGGGGUCGGCGCGGCUUCUGCACCCUGACGAGCGCAUCUGCUUGCGGAGGGACGCGCCGGCCGUCCUGGCUAGUGUCUCCCAGCUAGCAGCGGGGCUUGGGGGGGGGGCGCCCUCCCUGGGCUGCAAAGCAGAGGGCCUGGGGGCCUCGGACCGAGCCCUGCCUCCUGCCUCGGUGUCACGGGGCUAGCCCUGGGCUUCUUCGGCCUCCUCCACUGGGGCUGCUGAAGGGAGGAGCUCUGGGCUGGGCGGCCUUCAGGGGAGGGCUACAGGAGGUCCCCCUGGUGGGCAGCCCCGACCACAGCCUCCCCAGCGCGCCUGCUCUCCUCCUUGUCGGUGUCCUUCCUGGGCUGGGGCGAGGGGAGCGUACGGAAUAAACUCAUCUGUCACA
Messenger RNA from Monodelphis domestica (gray short-tailed opossum), 3322 nucleotides. The record is from RefSeq and is a predicted model, not a curated record. NCBI's taxonomy places the organism in Eukaryota, Metazoa, Chordata, Mammalia, Didelphimorphia, Didelphidae.